AAAACAUACUCUCAUGAAGAUAUUGCUGUUGUGCUGCUUAAUGGUCCUGUUGUACUUAUAGUAUUGGUCAGAUAGUGUGAACUUGGCAUAGAAUGAUGAUGUUAAAACUUGCAAUUCAUUUUUAUUCUAUUUGAUUUUAAAGUGUAAAACCCACUCAGAUUGUUUUUGUUUGGAAAAGCUAAAAAAUACUAAUGUGUGUUGCUUUGUGUUGUCUUUAAAAAAAAAAACAGAGUCAAAAGCAUCCUUCAUGUUGGCAUUAUGCAUGUAUUGGAAAAGACCGUGUAUGUGAUGCAAAUCUCCUUUAUUUCACUUUUAAAAAAUCUGUUCUCUCUCUCCAAAAGCUUUCCUCAGUUUACAGUGCUAAAGGAUGGUGCCUCUACUUAUUUUCUUAAGUCACUUUCGUAUUGUUUAUAAGAAAACCAGUGUGAAAUUGCUGCAAAGCAGAGAUGAUUAUACAGAGAGUAGUGCUGAAUUCGCGGCCUGGGAAGAAUGGAGUGCCAGUGGCUGAAAACUUCCGACUGGAACAAAGUACAAUAGCGGAUACAAUCCAAGCAGGACAAGUGCGUGUUAAAACCCUCUAUCUCUCUGUGGACCCUUACAUGCGCUGCCGAAUGAAUGAGGACACUGGCUCCGAUUACCUGCAGCCCUGGCAGCUCUCUCAAGUUGCUGAUGGUGGCGGUGUUGGGGUUGUGGAGGAGAGCAAGCACGAUAACCUCGCUGUAGGAGACUUUGUAACUUCCUUCACCUGGCCCUGGCAGACAGUGGCAAUUCUAGAUGGCAGCUUGCUACAAAAGCUUGUUCCACAGCUUGUGAAUGGACGCCUUUCCUACUUCCUCGGUGCAGCUGGCAUCACGGGACUGACGGCCCUGCUGGGUGUCAGGGAGAAGGGACACGUGGCUGUGGGUGCGAAUCAGACAAUGGUGGUGAGCGGAGCAGCCGGUGCCUGCGGCUCUUUGGCCGGCCAGAUUGGCCGUCUGGAGGGCUGCUCUAGAGUGGUGGGGAUUGCUGGCACAGAUGAGAAGUGCUCCAUUUUGGUCCAAGAAAUGGGGUUUGAUGCUGCUAUCAAUUACAAGAAGGGAAAUGUGGCAGAACAGCUACGUGAACUCUGCCCAGGCGGUGUGGAUGUUUACUUUGACAAUGUUGGUGGAGACAUCAGUGAUACGGUUAUAAGUCAGAUGAAUCAGAACAGCCAUAUCAUCCUGUGUGGACAGAUUUCUCAGUAUAACAAAGAUGUGCCUUAUCCUCCUCCACUGCCUCCUGACAUAGAAAAAAUACGGAAAGAAAGGAACAUCACAAGGGAAAGAUUCUUAGUGUUGAACUACAUGGACAAACACGAAGCUAGUGUAUUACAACUCUGCCAGUGGAUCCAAGAAGGUAAACUGAAGGUCAGAGAGACCACAGUAGAAGGCUUAGCAAACAUCGGUGCUGCUUUCCAGUCCAUGAUGAGCGGAGGCAAUAUUGGAAAACAGAUCGUCUCAGUUUCUAAGUAAAAGUCAUUGGUUUAAGAAAAAUAAUUGCCCUCUGUCUCUAAUAGUGAGGAAGCUUUCACUUAUACUAAUUUCCAUUUUUAAAUAAACAAUCAAGUUGUUCUGUAUGGAUUGAAAGCAGAGAUUUUGGGAUGCUAAUAAACUAAAUAGAACUGCAAA
Messenger RNA from Myiozetetes cayanensis, 1646 nucleotides. RefSeq names its product prostaglandin reductase 2 (gene PTGR2). The record is from RefSeq and is a predicted model, not a curated record. Lineage: Eukaryota; Metazoa; Chordata; Aves; Passeriformes; Tyrannidae. The transcript is spliced from 10 exons. Gene Ontology annotation, biological process: prostaglandin metabolic process. Gene Ontology annotation, molecular function: 15-oxoprostaglandin 13-reductase [NAD(P)+] activity. Bases 447 to 1490 code for a protein of 347 amino acids.